GUGAUCCAAAAUGACCUCGCCGAACCGACCUUUGCGUCUAUGGGAACCUGUGCCCGAGCCGCCGACAAAGCUUGGACGGUACCGCAAGCUUGCACCCCUUGCAGGCAUCCACGUCUCCCCCAUUUGUCUUGGCGCGAUGAGCAUCGGAGACCAGUUGGGCAAUUUCAAGUUGCUUGACGCCUUCUAUGCCGCCGGUGGCAACUUCAUAGAUACAGCGAACAAUUACCAAGAUGAGACAUCAGAGAAAUUCAUCGGCGAGUGGAUGGAGACGCGGUGCGUGCGAGACCAAAUGGUUGUCGCAACGAAGCAGACGCACUACAUAGGGAAUAACAUGAAAUCACUAUACUUGUCUGUCGAGGCGUCACUCAAGAAACUUCGCACAGAGUACAUUGAUAUUCUUUAUCUGCAUUGGUGGGACUGGGAUUGCGGUGUCGAACACAAAGGAAGGUUCUCUAUCUGGUAUGGGAUCUCUGAUACUCCAGCCUAUAUUGUUGCUAAAGCGAACAUGUAUGCGCGACUCACAGGGAAGACACCUUUUGUCAUCUACCAAGGUGCCUGGAGCAUCUUACAGCGCGAUUUCGAGCGCGAGAUCAUCCCAAUGGUUCGCGAUGAAGGCAUGGCGCUUGCCCCCUGGAACGUCCUCGCCGCGGGUAAGAUCCGCUCCGACGCGGAAGAAGAGCGUCGGGAACAGACUGGCGAGAAGGGCCGCAGGGUAUGGAACGACGCGUGGAAGCGGACGCCCGACGAGCGUAAAGUCUGCCAAGCGCUUGAGAAGGUCGCCGCCGAGGUGAACGCCAAGAGCAUCACGUCCGUGGCGAUUGCGUACGUCAUGCAGAAGACGCCGUAUGUCUUCCCGAUUGUCGGCGGGCGUAAAAUCGAGCAUCUGAUGGACAACAUCGACGCGCUGAACAUCGCUCUGAGUCUGGAGCAGAUUGCGUAUCUAGAUGGCGUGCUGCCGUUCGAUGUAGGGUUCCCGGGGAGCAUUAUUGGCAAUGGAUCUGCGUACAGGCUCCCAUACUUGUCGACUGGCGCGUUCGAUAAGUGGCCGUACCUUGAGGCGAUUCGUCCCGCAAAGUAG
This is a messenger RNA of Postia placenta MAD-698-R-SB12, 1078 nucleotides long. RefSeq lists its product as hypothetical. NCBI's taxonomy places the organism in Eukaryota, Fungi, Basidiomycota, Agaricomycetes, Polyporales, Adustoporiaceae. Bases 11 to 1078 code for a protein of 355 amino acids. The transcript is spliced from 8 exons. The record is from RefSeq and is a predicted model, not a curated record.